AUGAUAUGGAUUGAGGGGCAACAAAGCAAGAGCGUGGCAGAUUUUGGAACGUGGACCAACCCUCUCCAUACCUUCCCUUUAAACUCAAUCAAUCUCUUAUCCCUCUAUCUUCUUCCCACUCCUUCCUCCUGGUUGGCUUCCCUUCGCUGUCUUCUCUGCAGAUACUUCAUUUCGAGAUGGUUAGAACUCUGUAGGCUGAGAAAGACAACACUCAUGCCGAUGGAAAGAAGAGUGCAGGCCAUGUUGCUAAAUUUUGUUCUUGCUUCCUUUGUCUUCUUGAUUUUAAUUAGAGACGGGAAUGCGGGGAUCACUAGCUCUUUCAUUCGGUCAGAGUGGCCAGCAGUUGACAUCCCCCUUGAUCAUGAAGCAUUUGCAGUACCGAAGGGUUAUAAUGCACCCCAACAAGUGCACAUCACGCAAGGUGACUACGAUGGAAAAGCAGUCAUCAUCUCAUGGGUGACCCCAGAUGAACCAGGGCCCAGCCAUGUACAAUACGGCACAUCCGAGAAUAAAUUUCAAACUAGUGCAGAAGGCACAGUUGCAAACUAUACCUUUUAUGAAUACAAGUCUGGCUACAUUCAUCAUUGUCUUAUUGAAGGCCUUGAGUAUAAGACUAAAUACUACUAUAGAAUCGGAAGUGGUGAUUCUUCUCGACAAUUUUGGUUUGAAACACCUCCCAAAGUUGAUCCAGAUGCUGCCUACAAAUUUGGGAUAAUUGGUGAUUUGGGCCAAACGUUUAAUUCUCUUUCCACUCUUGAGCAUUAUGUACAGAGUGGAGCGGAGACUGUCUUAUAUGUUGGAGAUCUUUCUUACGCUGAUAGGUACCAGUACAAUGAUGUUGGUUUACGGUGGGAUACAUGGGGCCGAUUUAUUGAAAGGAGUACAGCAUAUUAUCCAUGGAUAUGGUCUGCUGGAAAUCACGAAAUAGAUUACAUGCCUUACAUGGGAGAAGUUGUUCCUUUCAAAAACUAUCUUCACCGAUUUACUACUCCAUUCUUGGCCUCCCAUAGCAGCAGCCCCCUCUGGUAUGCUGUGAGGCGUGCGUCUGCCCAUAUAAUUGUGCUAUCCAGCUAUUCGCCAUUUGUAAAAUACACGCCUCAAUACAUGUGGCUUCAAGAAGAGCUGAAGCGGGUUGAUAGGGAGAAGACUCCUUGGCUCAUUGUGCUCAUGCACGUGCCACUCUACAACAGUAAUGGAGCUCACUAUAUGGAGGGUGAAAGCAUGCGAUCAGUGUUUGAGAGCUGGCUCAUCCAAUACAAAGUCGACGUGAUCUUUGCUGGACAUGUCCAUGCUUAUGAAAGAUCAUAUCGAAUCUCCAAUGUGGACUACAACAUAACAGGCGGUAACCGGUAUCCCAUACCUGACAAAUCAGCACCUGUUUAUAUAACAGUCGGAGAUGGUGGAAAUCAAGAAGGACUUGCUGCAAAGUUUUUGGAUCCACAGCCAGAAUAUUCUGCAUUUCGAGAAGCAAGCUAUGGACACUCCACCUUGGAGAUAAAAAAUAGGACUCAUGCUAUCUACCACUGGAACCGCAAUGAUGAUGGCAAGAAAGUACCAACAGACUCUUUCGUAUUGCGUAACCAGUAUUGGGGAAGCAAUAGGAGAAGAAGAAAACUGAAACAUUUUCUAUUGACAGUUAUGGAUGAAGUUGUCAACAUGUAA
Sphenostylis stenocarpa is the source of this 1662-nucleotide messenger RNA. NCBI's taxonomy places the organism in Eukaryota, Viridiplantae, Streptophyta, Magnoliopsida, Fabales, Fabaceae. The record is from the annotation of a GenBank genome assembly.